CUCAUUUAUAAUAUUUGUUACCACGUAAAUUAAUACAAACAAUUUCUCUUUUGUGAAAAACUCAUUUUUCCAGUUUUUUUAACCCAUAUCCAAACAAUCCCAUAAUUUGAUAUUUUUUUUUUUUUUAAACAUUUUCUCGAUCCUCACAAAGUAAAAGAACAAGACAAUAUGUAUAUGUUUUAUGGAAAUUCGCAAAGGGAGAGAGACUGAGAGAGGGAAUCAGGUUGGAAACAGAAUUCUGCAUGGUUAGGGGUGUGGUGGUGGGGUCACCUACACGUCAAACAACCGGACGCCAAUAAUACUAUUUUAAAAUUUAAAACAAUCUCAUGUCCGUCUACGUCUAUGCCCCACAAUCCACAAUCCUCACACCCUUUUCUCCAUCAUCAUCUUCUUCUUCACAUCCUGCAAUUCCUUCGUGUUUAUGCUACCGAAGCUCUCAUAACACCAACAAUGGAGUACUCAGAAUCCUCAAACGACUAUAUUGAAGAAUACGAAUCGAUUUUCACAGCGCUAGAAACCGAGUUACCGAAAGUAGAUCGUUUGCCUAAUUUCAGCGACGUGAUUGACGGAGUUCUUAGCUCUGAUGCUUUCACUUUACACAAAUGUGUUUAUGAUUCUUCUACUCAUGCUGAUGUGGUAGAUAGUAUUAGUCUUCCAGACGUAUUCGAAUUCGACGAUUACCUUUUGGAUUUUGUUAAUAACGAUGAAACAAGCAUGCCGGAGAAGAUGGAGUCGAAGACUAGUACCACCACCACCACCGCCACCGGAGAAGUUAACCCGUUGGCUAGGAUUUUUAGAUUUAAAACGAAACCGAGAGGUAGGAAUGUGAAGAGAGGGAAACCUGCAACUUAUGAUUAUUUGAAAUCGUUUUGGUAUGGAUAUGGAGAUGAUGAAUCGUUGAAGUAUAGAAGCUUUGUUGCUGUUUAUGAUGAUGAUUUGAAUAGUGGGAAAAAGAGUGAAAAGUGUAAUGUCGGGAGAAGAAAGAGGCAUAAGUCGUGGUCGGUGCCUGAGGUUUUGAAGUUGUGUGACGGAGUUUCUCAACUUGGUGUUGGGAAAUGGACGGAGAUUAAACGGUUGUUUUUCUCAUCGAUUCAUCACCGAUCAUCGGUGGAUUUGAAGGAUAAAUGGCGAAAUCUUUUGAGAGCAAGCUGCAAAUCACCAUGUGUUAAACUAAAGGGUGAAUGGGUAAAAGGCAAUUCUUCACCCACGAUACCAAAUCAUAUCAUACGUCGAGUCAAGGAGCUUUCAGUGACACAUCCAUAUCCAAGGAAACGACAAUUGAAGAUCAAACUGUAGAAGUAGAAUUAUAGUACAAACCUAACCUUUUCUUUUUUGUUGAAGCCUU
Molecule: messenger RNA, 1345 nt
Organism: Lactuca virosa
Lineage: Eukaryota; Viridiplantae; Streptophyta; Magnoliopsida; Asterales; Asteraceae
Source: the annotation of a GenBank genome assembly